Messenger RNA from Suncus etruscus (white-toothed pygmy shrew), 16910 nucleotides. It is a transcript of the gene MDN1, whose product is annotated as midasin AAA ATPase 1. Gene Ontology annotation, molecular function: ATP binding; ATP hydrolysis activity. Gene Ontology annotation, biological process: ribosomal large subunit assembly; rRNA processing. Lineage: Eukaryota; Metazoa; Chordata; Mammalia; Eulipotyphla; Soricidae. The record is from RefSeq and is a predicted model, not a curated record. Gene Ontology annotation, cellular component: preribosome, large subunit precursor; nucleus. The transcript is spliced from 102 exons. Bases 51 to 16799 code for a protein of 5582 amino acids.
UUGCCCGUCGGGGCCUUCUGGGUGCGGUGCUGGUAGGAGCGAUCGAGGCCAUGGAGCACCUUUCCCUGGACGUGGCUGCUGUCCCGCUGCGGCUCAUCGCCGCCCAGAACGAGAAGAGCCGCGGCGAGCUGGGCAUGUUUUUGGCCAAGCAGGUGUGGACGCCUCAAGAUCGCCAGAGUAUCCUAAAUGUCUUGGCACAGUUACUUUUGGAUAAGGACUGCACUGUGUUGGUUGCUCGCCAGCUGCGCCCUCUCCUUUUGGAUUUGCUGGAAAGGAAUGCUGAAGCCAUUAAGGCUGGAGGUCAAGUCAAUCAUGACCUGCACGAGCGACUGUGUGUGUCCAUGAGCAAGCUCCUUGGUAGCCAUCCGGACGUCCUCCCGUUUGCCCUACGAUAUUUCAAGGACACUGCGCCAGUCUUCCAGAGACUUUUCCUUGAGAGUUCAGAUGCAAAUCCUGUCCACUAUGGGCGCAGGCGGAUGAAGCUUCGUGACUUGAUGGAAGCAGCCUACAAGUUUCUGCAGCAGGAGCUGAUGGUUUUUCGUGAGCUCUGGGAUUGGAGCGUGUGUAUUCCUCUGCUUCGCAGCCACGACACUCUAGUCCGCUGGUACACAGCCAAUUCCCUUGCUUUGGUCAUGUGUAUGAACGAGGAGCACAAAUUAUCAUUCCUAAAGAAGAUUUUCAGUAAUGAGGAGCUGAUCCACUUCAGAUUGAAAUUAUUGGAAGAGGCCCAGCUGCAGGACUUGGAAAAGGCCUUGGUUUUGGCCAAUCCAGAGACCUCCCUUUGGCGUAAGGAGAAGAAGCUGCAGUACUCACAGGGACACAUCGUCUCUGUUGACCUCUCCUCCAGGGUGACAGCUGUCUGUGGUGUACUGCUGCCAAGCCAGCUGCUGGCUCCUGGAGACCAGACUAGUUAUAACAAUUCUUCUCACCAAGAGGAACUCGCCUCUGAGUCUUAUGUGCUGGUUGAGUCAGUCUGCAAAAAUCUUCAGACCCUGGCCAUGGCUGUGGCUUCUCAGAAUGCUGUGCUGUUGGAAGGGCCUAUAGGAUGUGGCAAAACUUCCUUAGUUGAAUAUUUAGCUGCAAUGACAGGUAGAAGAAAGCCUCCUCAGCUUCUUAAAGUUCAACUUGGAGAUCAAACGGACAGUAAGAUGCUGUUAGGGAUGUUUCGCUGUACAGAUGUUCCAGGAGAGUUUGUGUGGCAGCCUGGCUCCCUUACACAGGCUGCUACGAAUGGCUACUGGAUCCUUCUCGAAGAUAUUGACUAUGCCCCCUUAGAUGUGGUUUCUGUGCUGAUCCCUCUUUUGGAGAAUGGAGAGCUCUUGAUUCCUGGCCAAGCUGACUGUGUAAAAGUGGCUCCUGGAUUUCAGUUCUUUGCGACUAGAAGACUCUUAUGCUCUGGAGGAAAUCGCUAUCGACCUCUGAAUAGUCAUGCUACUCUGCUAGACAAGUACUGGACUAAAAUUCACCUGGAUGACAUGAAUAAGAUGGAAUUGACUGAGGUUCUUCAGAACAGAUACCCGAAUCUGUUGGCAGUAACUGAUCAUCUCCUUGACAUUUACAUCCAACUCACCAGUGAGAAACAUUCCGGAAGAGAUAGUGUUGAUGGAUGUGAACAGGAUCUCGAGGGAGCUCCAGAAGCCAGUAAAGAAAGCAAAAGACUAAGCCUGGAGGGAAGAGAAUUGUCUCUCAGGGAUCUGCUGAAUUGGUGUAAUAGGAUUGCCCAUAGUUUUGGCAGUAUGUCUUCCUCAUCAUUGAACAUUUUCCAAGAGGCUCUGGACUGUUUCACAGCAAUGCUUUCUAGGCGUACCAGCAAAUUGAAAAUGGCAGAAGUUAUUGGCAGCAAAUUGAACAUUUCCAAGAAAAAGACUGACUUUUUCUGUCAACUUUAUAAACCAGAAAUUGUAAUCAAUGAGCUAGAUGUACAAGUGGGCCGAGUGCAUCUUCUUCGGAAACAGAAUGAGUUUGUUCACCUACAGAGGGAGAGACUCACUUUUGCUGCAACCCGCCCGUCCUCUGUUCUCAUUGAGCAGCUGGCAGUGUGUGUCAGCAACGGGGAGCCAGUGCUGCUGGUGGGAGAGACGGGGACUGGCAAGACAUCCACAGUGCAAUAUUUGGCUCAUGUCACAGGCCACCGCUUGAGGGUUGUCAAUAUGAACCAACAAAGUGACACUGCAGAUUUGCUUGGAGGUUAUAAACCAGUGGACCAUAAACUUAUCUGGCUACCCCUACGAGAGGCAUUCGAGGAACUUUUUGCCCAGACUUUUUCCAAGAAGCAAAACUUUACCUUCUUGGGCCAUAUUCAGACCUGUUAUAGGCAAAAACGGUGGCAUGAUCUUCUUAAACUAAUGCAACAUGUACAUAAAUCUGCCAUGAGCAAGUGUGGAAAAGAGAGUGAAACUGGGUUACUUCUGAAAGAGAAAUGGGAAGCAUUUGCUCUUAGACUCAAUCAUGCCCAUCAGCAGAUGAAAAUGACUGAAAAUGCACUAUUGUUUUCAUUUGUGGAGGGUACAUUAGUUCAGGCUGUAAAGAAAGGAGAGUGGAUCUUAUUGGAUGAGAUUAAUCUGGCUGCUCCGGAAACUUUAGAAUGUCUGAGUGGCUUACUUGAAGGAUCAUCGGGCUCCCUUGUAUUGCUGGAUCGAGGAGACACAGAACCACUGGUUCGUCACCCUGACUUUCGUUUAUUUGCCUGCAUGAAUCCAGCAACUGAUGUGGGAAAAAGAAAUCUACCUCCAGGAAUAAGAAAUAGAUUUACAGAAUUUUACGUAGAAGAAUUGGAAAGUAAAGAAGACUUGGAAAUUCUUAUUUUGGAUUAUUUGAAAGGAUUGAAUAUAAACAAGAGCACAGUUCAGGGAAUCAUAAAUUUCUACACCUCUGUUCGGAAAGAGUCUGGGACAAAAUUGGUGGAUGGGACUGGCCAUAAGCCGCACUACAGCCUUCGGACACUUUGCCGCGCUCUGCGAUUUGCAGCCUCCAAUCCAUGUGGCAAUAUUCAGCGCUCCCUCUAUGAGGGCUUUUGUCUUGGUUUCUUAACACAGCUUGACAGGGCAUCACACCCAGUAGUUCAGAAGCUCAUUUGUCAACACAUAGUUUCCGGCAAUGUGAAAAGUCUUCUGAAACAGCCUAUUCCAGAACCAAAAGGAGGCCGACUUAUCCAGGUGGAAGGUUACUGGAUUUCUGUGGGAGACAAGGAGCCAACAAUAGAUGAGGCAUAUGUUCUUACCUCUUCUGUCAAGCUGAACCUGAGAGAUGUGGUUAGAGUGGUUUCUGCAAGGACCUAUCCAGUACUUAUUCAGGGAGAGACAUCUGUUGGUAAAACAAGCCUGAUCCGGUGGCUAGCUUCAGCUACUGGUAACCACUGUGUGCGAAUCAACAAUCAUGAACACACAGAUAUUCAGGAAUACAUUGGUUGUUACUCAUCUGACUCUUCAGGAAAGCUUGCAUUUAAAGAAGGUGUACUCAUUGAUGCUAUGAGAAAGGGCUACUGGAUUAUUUUAGAUGAAUUAAAUCUGGCUCCUACUGAUGUAUUAGAGGCACUAAACAGACUACUGGAUGAUAACCGCGAAUUGCUUGUAACUGAAACACAAGAAGUUGUUAAAGCUCAUCCCCGGUUCAUGCUCUUUGCUACUCAGAAUCCCCCAGGCCUUUAUGGAGGCAGAAAGGUGCUUUCUCGCGCCUUCAGGAAUCGGUUUGUGGAACUGCACUUUGAUGAACUGCCUAGUUCUGAGCUGGAAACUAUCUUGCACAAGCGAUGUAAUUUACCACCCUCCUAUUGCAGCAAGUUGGUGAAAGUCAUGCUGGAUCUUCAGUCCUAUCGCAGGAGUUCAUCAGUGUUCGCUGGAAAACAGGGCUUCAUUACACUUCGUGAUCUGUUUAGAUGGGCUGAAAGAUACAGAUUGACUGAACAGACGGAGAAGGAUUAUGACUGGCUACAGCACUUAGCCAAUGAUGGUUUUAUGCUUUUGGCGGGUCGAGUCAGGAAGCAGGAAGAGGUUGAUGUGAUUCAAGGUGUCCUUGAAAAACAUUUCAAGAAAAAAGUGUGUCCUCAUUCCCUCUUCUCCAAAGAAAAUGUCUUAAAAUUGCUGAGUAAAUUUUCUACUCAGGUAUCCUCACUGGACUCUAAGUUUAGCCAUAUUGUGUGGACCAAGGGCAUGCAGAGACUGGCAAUGCUGGUGGGAAGGGCUUUGGAGUUUGGUGAACCAGUGCUGCUGGUUGGAGACACUGGGUGUGGAAAAACUACAAUUUGUCAGGUGUUUGCAGCCUUGGCAAAUCAGAAGUUAUACUCAGUUAACUGCCACUUACACAUGGAAACCUCGGACUUUUUGGGGGGACUGCGUCCAGUGAGACAGAAGUCUAAGGAAGAAGUGGACACAUUAAGACUAUUUGAGUGGCAUGAUGGACCCCUGGUUCUUGCCAUGAAGGAAGAUAGCUUCUUUCUCUUGGAUGAGAUUUCACUGGCUGAUGACUCUGUCUUGGAAAGACUCAACAGUGUCCUAGAAAUGGAAAAAUCUUUGGUAUUAUCUGAAAAGGGCAGCCUAGAAGACAAGGAUAAUGAGGUAGAGCUGUUGACUGCUGGGAAAAAAUUCCGCGUCUUAGCAACCAUGAAUCCUGGGGGUGACUUUGGAAAAAAAGAGCUGUCUCCUGCCUUGAGAAACAGGUUUACAGAAAUAUGGUGCCCCCAAAGUACAAGUCGGGAAGACUUAAUUCAGAUUAUAAGUCGUAAUCUUCAACCUGGAUUGUCUUUUGGCAGAACAGAUCAUAAAGGGCUGGACAUUGCUGAGGUGAUGCUGGACUUCUUUGACUGGCUGACCAAUCAGGAGUUUGGCCGAAGGUGUGUCAUCACUAUCAGAGAUAUUCUCUCUUGGGUUCACUUCAUGAACACCAUGUGGGAGGAAAGUGCUAUGAAAAGGCCUGAAACCAUCUCCACUGUGACAUCUUUUGUUCAUGCUGCAUGCUCGGUAUACAUCGAUGGAAUAGGUUCAGGAGCAACUUCCUCUGGAUUUGGUACUGCCCUGUUGGCUCGCAAAGAAUGCCUGAAAUUCCUGAUGAAGAAACUUUCCAAAAUUGUUAGACUUACAGACUGUCAGAAAAGUGAAUUGAAAAUUUAUGAUAGAUUCAAGGCCAGAGAAUUCACAGGGAUUGAUAACCUAUGGGGAAUUCAUCCAUUUUUUAUACCAAAGGGACCUGUCUUGUAUAGGACUAAUACUGCUGACUAUGCACUCAGUGCAGGCACAACGGCUAUGAAUGCACAGAGGCUCUUAAGAGCUAUGAAGCUGAAUAAACCCAUUCUCCUGGAAGGUUCUCCUGGUGUAGGCAAGACAAGUUUGGUGACAGCAUUAGCAAAAGCUUCAGGCAAUACCCUUGUUCGAAUCAACUUGUCAGAACAGACGGACAUCACAGACCUGUUUGGAGCUGAUUUUCCUGUUGAAGGUGGCAAAGGAGGAGAGUUUGCGUGGCGUGAUGGUUCCUUGCUGGCAGCUUUAAAGGCAGGCCACUGGGUUGUAUUGGAUGAGCUUAACCUGGCUUCUCAGUCUGUAUUGGAAGGCCUAAAUGCUUGUUUUGAUCAUCGAGGUGAAAUAUAUGUUCCUGAGCUAGGAAUGAGCUUCCGAGUACAACAUGAAAAGACAAAGAUCUUUGGAUGUCAGAAUCCUUUUAGACAAGGAGGAGGCAGGAAGGGCUUACCUCGGUCUUUCCUUAACAGAUUUACUCAGGUUUUUGUGGAUCCUCUUACAGUAAUUGACAUGGAGUUUAUUGCUAGCACUUUGUUCCCUGCUAUUGACAAAAACACUAUUAAGAAAAUGGUUGCUUUCAAUAACCAAAUUGAUCAUGAAGUAACUGUUGAAAAGAAAUGGGGGCAAAAAGGAGGUCCCUGGGAAUUCAACCUCCGGGACCUUUUUCGCUGGUGUCAACUGAUGCUGGUUGACCAGUCCCCUGGCAGUUAUGACCCUGCUCAGCAUGUGCUUUUGAUCUACGGAGAAAGAAUGAGAACCAGAGAAGACAAAGAAAAGGUUAUUGCUGUGUUCAAGGAUGUGUUUGGUUCUAACUCUAAUCCAUACAUGGGAAGCAGACUGUUUCACAUUACUCCUUACAAUGUCCAGGUGGGCUACUCAGUUCUUUCUCGGGAUACCUAUGUUCCUCCACUGUCUCGCCGCCCUCUGUUGAUUCUUCACCAGUCUUUACUGUCUCUGGAGUCAAUUAUGAAGUGUGUCCAAAUGAGCUGGAUGGUCAUCCUUGUGGGUCCAGCUUCUGUGGGUAAAACCAGCUUGGUCCAGCUGCUGGCACACCUUACCGGUCACAAUUUAAAGAUCAUGGCAAUGAAUAGUGCAAUGGAUACUACGGAGCUUUUGGGAGGAUUUGAACAGGUUGAUCUUGUCAGGCCAUGGAGGCAACUGUUGGAGAAGGUAGAGAAUGUUGUGAAGGUACUCUUACGAGAUAGCCUCCUCAGCAGUGCUGAGGAUGGAGAAGUUGUGCUGCGAGCAUGGAGCCAUUUUCUACUGAAUUAUAAACCCAAGUGUCUUGGAGAAGGUGGAAAAAAUACCACCGUAGAAAUUGUCAACAAGCUGGAAGCAGUAUUACUGCUUAUGCAGCGUCUCAACAAUAAAAUCAACUCUUGCUCUAAGGCAGAGUUUGCCAAACUUGUGGAAGAAUUCCGAAGCUUUGGGGUGAAGCUUUCUCAGUCAGCCAGUGGCCACAGUCAUGGCACGUUUGAAUGGGUUGACAGCAUGUUGGUUCAUGCCCUGAAGUCUGGAGAUUGGCUUCUGAUGGACAAUGUUAACUUCUGCAACCCAUCAGUGCUGGAUCGCUUGAAUGCUUUGCUUGAACCUGGAGGUGUCCUCACUGUCAGUGAGAGAGGAAUGAUCGAUGGAUCUACUCCCACCAUAACCCCAAAUCCCAAUUUCAGACUUUUUCUCUCAAUGGAUCCUGUUCAUGGAGAAAUAUCUCGAGCUAUGAGGAACCGUGGACUUGAAGUCUAUAUCCCUGGAGAAGGGGAUGGGAGAAUUGCAGAUGAAUUUGAUCUUAAAGUUUUGUUGCACAGCCUGGGCUUGGUGGGGGCCAGUGUUUGUGAAACCCUCCUGGAUCUACACACAGAGACCCAAAGAGUUUUUGUAGGUUCUCCAACAUCCUCUGUUUCAACUCUAAUUCAGGCAGCUGUCCUCAUUGUCCAGUACCUGCAGCGAGGGCUGAGUUUAGCCAGAGCCUUUUCUGAGGCAUGUUGGGAAACAUAUGUCUGUUCCCAGCAUUCACCAGCAAAUCAGAAGCUUGUACAAGGUAUACUGGAGAAACAUAUGUUUUCUCUGCAAGCCCAUGAAACCUGGGGCAGCUCCAUUCUUGCUAUGGGGCUUUGGCCUGAUUCUCUACCUUCUGCUGCCUUUGCCACGGAAGACUCUCACCUCUCUACCGUCCGAAGCGAUGGACAGAUCUUAGCAUAUUGCCUCAAUAGGAUGAGCAUGAAAACAAGCAACUGGACAAGGCUUCAGCCUCUUACCUUACCAGACUUGGAGAAAAUUAUGCAAUCUUCCAACCCUGAGAACUUGAAAUUCAGUUCAGUUGAAAUGGAUACUUACUGGAUUGAUGAUCCAGAUGUUCUGGUCAUGGCUGUUAAAUUGCUCAUUGAAAGAGCAACCAAUCAAGAUUGGAUGCUUAGAGUUAAAUGGCUUUAUCAUUUAGCCAAAAAUAUACCACAGGGGCUUGAGUCCAUACAGAUUCAUUUGGAAGCCAGUGCUGCAUCUCUCAGCAAUUUUUAUUCAAAUUCUCUCUCAUCUGGGAUCAGUAAUGUUAUCAAAAUAGCACAACCAAAUAUAACAGAUGAAUUCGUGAUUCCUGCGGACCCCCGAUGGAAUAUGCAGACUUUGGACAUCAUUAAAAAUUCAAUGGAUUUUGAUCCCCAGACAGACCAGAUGCAGCAGUUUUUUACCCUUUUAGAGUCUGUUGCAAAUAAGACAAUUAUAUAUCUUGACCGGGAAAAACGGAUUUUUAUGGAAGCAAAUUUGAUUUCUGUUGGUGGAAAAAAGUUAAAUAGUGUUUUGAGACUGUCCUUUGACUUUCACAGAGAUCCAGACAGUUACCAGAGCCUUCCUCAUGAAGUUGUGGUCAAUCUCGCAGCUUUCUUUGAACUUUGUGAUGCCCUCAUCCUACUCUGGGCACAGUCAUCCCAGGAGAUGGUAUCAGAUGCUAGCCUCCAUGAGAUCUUAUGUUCAUUGCGGUGGCGGGACCGGUUUUGGGUUGUGGCCGACUCAGUCAAAGUGGAUAUUCAGGGCCUGAGCCUGCUUGCUCUUCACUGGCACUGGGUUUUAAAGCAUUUGGUUCACCGUAUUCCUCAACUCUUGAUGAGCCAUGAAAACAAAUACUUUAAUAAGGUUCAGAGUGUCUCAGAACGUAUUCAGAAUUGCUUGGGGACUCCAACUGGUGGCUUCACUGGUAUAAAGAAGUUGCAGAAGUUCUUGGGACAACCAUUUCCCUUUAAGGACAAGCUGAUGAUGGAUUGCUUUUCACAACUGAAAGUUCUUGAUAAAGCCCUGGUGGUCCAGGGGCGAUUGCCUGCCUUUGGGGAGAGCAGAUGGCGGGAAGACAUCAGGCGUCUCCAAUUGAUUGCUUCUGAAUGGACUUUAAAGAGAAGUCUUCUACAGGCCUGGGGAUGGGUGAUCAGAGCUAAUAUAAUGGAAGAUAUUAACCCAGAUGAAUUGAAGAAUCUUGUGAAUGCUCAAUGUUUAGAGUUAAAAGCCAGAGGAAUUUCUCUUGGCUUUCUGGAAAAGUCCAGUGAAGCUUCCUCCCUGUCCCAGCCAGAUUUUACCUCCUUAAUUCAGCUUACCCGGACCGUUCAGCUGUGGCCUGCAAUGGAGUACUUGGCGAUGCUCUGGCAGUACAAAGUGAUGGUUGAUUUUAUGACACAGGCUUGUCUGAAAGGGUACAUUAAAAACCAAGAGCUCCAUACUGAUGAAGAGAUAAAACAUUACAUCACAUUUUGUCUUAAACACACAUCAAUUUCACCUCAAGAUCUUCGAGUGCUUUGGUCAUUACAGCAUCACCAGAAGGUGCCUCCUGAGGCAACUGUCUCUUUGUGGUCUGAGCUAUUCACUUCAACAUUUGGGACUUUCUGGAGCAGCACUGUCACCACAGACCUAGAAUACUGGCUCACAUGGAAACCUUUGGCUGGCAUGCAGCAGGAUGUGCCCAGGCCCCAUUUAGACUCAACCUUGAAGGGUCCUGCCAAUUUCAGUAGAGCUGUGUUUUCCAAGUGCUGCUUUGAACUCUUGACCAGCAGUUACAUAGAAAGUUCAUGGGAUGUGAGUGGCCUUCCCAUCUUAUCAUCCUCACACGUCACCCUGGGAGAAUGGGUUGAAAGGACCCGGCAACUCCAGGACAUAAAGUCGAUGCUUUGGACCAAUAUGGCUGUUCCCUCGGUAGCCAAGUUCAGGUGCACUGAUUCCCGGCUGCAGGGCCUGGUGUUGUGCAGGUAUCUGGUGGGCCUGGCAGAGCUCAUCCCCGAGCUCCAGCAGCCAGAGUAUGUGCAGGCCUGCCAGCAGCUGCUGCUUGGUGAGAGCCAUGCCUUCCAGCAUGUGAGGCAGACUCUUGAGGGCCUGGCUGACCAGGAAGUGCUGCCCCAAGAUCUGCUGUGCCUCCUGCUGACCUCUCUGUGCCACUGGUGUGGUGAGGCAGAAAGUGAAUGGGCUCUACCUGAACCUGUCCGGCGAGGGAGCCUCUGGGUGAGCCUUGGCUUGCUUCAGAUUCGGACAUGGCUUCCACAGGCACACUUUGACCCUGCCGUGAAGAGGCAAUACAAGCUCAAGUACGCCAAGGAAGAGUUGUACCAGCUGCAGUGUGAGUGGAAGACCAGAAACCUCUCAUCAGAGCUACAGACAGGAAAAGAGCUGGGAGAUGAGGACAUUAUUCGACACGCUCAUCCUCAUAUCAGGUUGCUUCGUCAAAGAAUAGAGCAGCUGGAGAAGGUAGUGCAUGACCUGUCCAAGAAGCAGGCCUGCCGACCGCAACUGCCCACAUACGAGUCCCUGACCCAGGAACUCUACCAGUACACCAGCAGCAUUGGCCAGCCAGUGGCUGUUCAGGACCUGCUUGCACGGCUCCUGAAGGUACUGCCAGCAGAUGGGUCUCGCUCUGCGCAGGCAGCCCAAUCCAUGCUGAAGGAGGAAGCCUCUUGGCAGCAAUCACAGCAGCAGUUCCGAAAGCGGCUGGCUGAGGAAUACGCCCUCUUUCCAGACUCAGUGGCCCCACUGCAGGCUUCCAUCUUGCAGCUGCAACAUGGCAUGAGACUUGUGGCAUCGGAGGUCCACACUGCGCUCCACAGCAGCAUGGUUUCAGCAGACAGCCUGACCACUGUGGCCACAUCCCUACUGGCCUUCCCUUCGGUUGGCCCUGUCUUUUCUACCUACUACGCUCAUGCAGAUGCUCUGUGUGCUGUAAAGUCAGAAGAGGUUCUGCAAGGCCUUGGCAAGCUGAUCCUCAAGCGUUCUGGUGGAAGGGACCUAGAAAGCAAGGACCAGAGAAGCUGCCUUACCCGCGAGCAACUGCUGUUGAGUGCACUUCUCUACCUACGCUCCCAUGUGCUUUGCAAAGGAGAGUUGGACCAACGGACCUUGCAUCUCUUCAGACACGUGUGCCAGGAAAUCAUCAAUGAAUGGGAUGAACAGCAACAAGCAGCCCAAGAAAAGGCUGAACAAGAAAGCAGCUUGUACCAGUACAAGAGCAGGAACUCCCAAACAGUCCUGAGUGAAGAGGAAGAGGAGGAAAGAGAAUUCAGAAAACAGUUUCCACUGCAUGACAAGGAUUUUGAGGAUAUUUUGGUGGAACCGACACUGGAGAAGGAGAAAGGAACACCAGAUGGGAAAGCAGAAGAAGCAGCCCCGUGCUUUGACCUCUUUUCCCAGGGCUCCAUGCAGGCUGUGAUGCUCAUCCACCAGCAGCUGUGCCUCCACUCUGCUUGGUCCUUGUGGUACCAGCACACUCUGCCUCCACAUGAGGCAAAACAUUACCUCAGCCUGUUUCUGUCCUGCUAUCAGACUGGGGCCUCACUCGUUGCACACUUUUAUCCGCUCAUGGGAGCCGAGCUGAAUGAUCAGCUCUUAGGCACCCAGCUGUUGGCCUGCACGCUUUCCCAUAACACUCUCUUUGGGGAGAUGACCUCGGACCUGAUUGUGAGGCCUGAUGGGCCCUAUGACUUCUACCAGCAUCCCAAUGUCCAGGAAGUACGACUUUGCGAGCCAGUACUUCACAGCUUUUCUGAGGCAGUCCGGCAGCUGCUGCAGGAGUGGCCAGAACACCCAGCUCUUGAGCAGCUGCUAGUUGUGAUGGACAGAAUCCGAAGCUUUCCUCUCUCCUGCCCUGUCUCAAAGUUCCUGAAUGGUUUAGAGAUACUUUUGUCAAAGGCUCAGGAUUGGGAAGAGAAUGCAAGUCGAACUCUGUCUUUGCGGAAACAUCUCGAUUCGGUCAGUCAGAUGAUAAUUCGAUGGAGGAAACUGGAACUGAACUGCUGGUCUAUGAGUUUGGAUAAUACCAUGAAGCGCCACACUGAGAGAUCUACCAAGUACUGGUUCUCCAUUUACCAGAUGAUAGAGAGAUACAUGCAGGAAUCAACAGAAGAGCUGGAAGAUGAUAAACAGAUGAGCCUGAUGUUGCUGGUCAACACAUUGCAAGCAUUUAUCGAAGGAUCUUCAUUGGGAGAAUUCCACGUACGACUGCAGAUGUUACUCGUUUUUCAUUGCCAUGUUCUGUUGAUGCCACAUGUGGAAGGAAAGGAUGCACUUUGCAGUGUAUUGUGGAAUUUGUACCAUUAUUACAAGCAGUUCUUUGACCGGGUCCAGGCUAAAAUUCUGGAACUUCGUUUCCCCAUAGAAAAAGAACUUAAAGAAUUUGUUAAGAUAUCCAGGUGGAAUGAUGUCAGCUUCUGGGCCAUUAAACAGUCUGUGGAAAAAACACACAGGACCCUCUUUAAAUUCAUGAAGAAAUUUGAAGCUGUGCUGUGUGAAUCCUGCCAGCCAUGCCUGGUGGAGGACGACAAGGAAGAACAGCUAGACUUUCUGCCGUGUUCAGCAGACACCGUCACAAGUGAGGGUUCCACCAUCCAGAGUCUGAAUGGAGUGCUAAGGGACACCCUUUUAGCUUGUCCAGCACCUGCACAGAAACAGUGCAGGGAUGCUGCUCUUCCCAAGGCGGGGCCACUUCUGCGCCGCAUGCCAGUGCUCCUGAAGCGAAUGAAGAAGGUGUGCCUUACGCUUCUGAAGGAGAGCCGCCUGCCUCAGCUCGUGGAGGGCCUUGAUGACUUUACUGGUGAAGUGAUCUCCUCUGUGACUGAGCUGCAGAGCUUAAAGGUAGACCCUUCUGCAGAAAAGGAGAAGCAGCGGUCAGAAGCCAAGCACAUUCUCAUGCAGAAGCAGCGAGCUCUGUCAGACCUCUUCAAGCACCUGGCAAAAACUGGUUUGUCAUACCGCAAAGGCCUUACCUGGGCUCGUUCAAAGAACCCUCAAGAGAUGCUUCAUCUUCACCCUCUAGAUCUUCGAAGUGCGUUGUCUAUUGUUAGAAGUUCCCAGGAAGCUGAGUCUAGGCUGCUUGCAGAAAUCUCAUCUUCAUGGGAUGGAUGCCAGAAGUAUUUUUACCGUGCUCUUGCCCGGCAUGCCAGGCUCAGUGCUGCCCUGGCAGCUCCUAACAAGGAAAUGGGCCUGGGCAGCAUUGAGCGCUGUAAAGGCUUCUCGGCGCAUUUGAUGAAGGUGCUUAUCUGCCAGCGACGGUCCCUGACCACAUUGACUGAGCAAUGGAUCCUUCUCAGGAACCUCCUCAGCUGUGUGCAGGAGAUUGAGGAGAGGUUGACAAGGCCACAGGUCUACCCCACAGCCUUCCCCCCACAAGAUGGGGUGCAGCAGUGGACAGAGAAGCUGCAGUUUCUGGCCAUGCAGAGCCAAGUUCUGCUCGAACAGCUCUCCUGGCUCCUCCAGUGCUGUCCGAGUGCCAGGGAUACCCCAGCAGGACAGCAGUCUUCUGUUUCUUGCCUGGAAGUAGCAGAGCUAACCCAAGGACAGUGUGGUGGAGUAAUGCCAGACCCCUUGCUGAUGGAGCCAAGCUACGAAUCCCCAGUCCCUGGAAGCCAGCUGCCCUCAGUUUGCCGAAUGCAGAAGCAGGACCAGCUUUGGCAAGAGUCGCAUGCAAGACUAACUGAGAUGCUGAAAAGCCUACAGGCAGUGAAAGCAGACAUCAACAGGAUUAGGCAGCAGUCUUGUGAGACCCUCUUUUACUCUUGGAAAGAUUUUGAAGUUUGCUCUUCUGGGCUGAGCUUUCUAUCUCAAGUAUCAGCUUAUUUACAAGACCUAGAGUCCUUGUUCAUUCUUCCAGGGAUGGAAAAUGAGCAAACAGACCCACAAAUGGCCUUAGUUCAGAGCUUGGGCUAUGUAAGACGAGAGAUAAGUAAAGCCACAGAGGACUUUAUUAUCUGGAAGACUCAUCUGCUGAGCUCAGGAAGUCCUAGAGGAAACCAAAUGUCAGAUGAAGGGUUUGUAGAGGAUUUUUCAAAGCAAAUGGAAGCUGCCAUCCAGUCUAUCCUUUUUGCCAUCCAAAACUUAGCAGAAAGAAAUAAUAAAAGAACAGAGGCAGGUGCUGAUCAAAGAAGACAACAUCAAGAAGAUGAGGAAGUAGGCUUUGAGAGACUACAAUCCGGACAUCUAACAAAACUCUUAGAGGAUGACUUCUGGACUGAUGUGAGCAUGCUGCAUGUACAGAAAGUAAAUUCUGCUAUUUCUGAGCUGUUGGAAAUGCUUAAGUCCUGUGGUGAGGAUGGCACAGCAGCAAAGCACACGUACUUCAGCGAGUCUUGCGGCUUCCUGGUGUGCCUACUGCCCAUGCUCACCAGGUACUCAGACCUCGUCCUCUUCUUCCUCACCAUGUCUCUGGCAACUCACCGCAGUUCUGCAAAGCUGCUCACUGUGCUUACCCAGAUCUUCACGGAACUUGCCCAAAAGGGAUUUUGCCUACCCAAAGAAUUUAUGGAAUCAGAAGGAGAGGGAGCAACUGAAUUCCAUGAUUACGAGGGAGGUGGAAUUGGAGAAGGCGAAGGAAUAAAGGAUGUCAGUGACCAGAUAGAAAACGAAGAACAGGCAGAGGAUACAUUUCAGAAGGGUCAAGAAAAGGAUAAAGAAGAUCCUGACUCAAAAUCAGAUAUUAAGGGAGAGGAUAAUGCCAUUGAGAUGUCUGAAGACUUUGAUGGGAAAAUGCAUGACGGAGAACUUGAAGAACAAGAGGAGGAUGAUGAAAAAUCGGAUAGUGAAGGUGGAGAGCUGGACAAACAGAUGGGUGAUCUGAAUGGUGAAGAAGCUGACAAGCUUGAUGAGAGGCUUUGGGGUGAUGAUGACGAUGAGGAGGAAGAGGAGGAGGAAAACAGUAAAACUGAAGAAACAGGACCAGGGAUGGAUGAGGAAGAUUGUGGACUUGCUGCUAAAGAGAACAACUUGGAUGCUGGAAAGUCUAGCAAAGAUAAAAAGCAGCAAGAUAAGGAAGAAAAGGAAGAGGCUGAUGAUGAUGGACAAGGCCAAGAUAAAAUCAAUGAACAAAUAGAUGAGAGAGGCUAUGAUGAGAAUGAGGUGGAUCCUUACCAUGGCAAACAGGAAGAACUACCAGAACCAGAAGCAUUGGAUCUUCCAGAUGACUUGAAACUAGACAGUGAGGACAAGAAUGAUGCUGAGGAUACAGAUAAUGAAGAUGAGGAAGAAAAGAAUCCAUUGGAACUUGAAGAGAAAACAGUGGAAGCUGAAGAAGGAGGUGGUAUGCCUGAGGAAGCAAAUGAGGCAUCAGAGGCAGACCAGGAUGAAAACUCGACCUCAGCAGAACCUGAGGAAGGCCCCAGUGAGCCUGUUGGAGACGACAGGGAUGAGCAGAUGGACACAGAGGCUAAUGACCAAGACAAAGAUACUACUGAGCAUCCUGAAGAAAGCUCAGAUGAGCAGUCUCAAAAGAAUGGGGACAAGGAUGCUAGUGAGGAAAGUGCAGAAAACAGUAGCCCUGCUGACCAAGGUCUCCAGCCUCAGAAGCAGGAGAAAGACAAAGAAGAAGGGGAGGACUCUGACCUUGAAGAGCCAGUGCCAGAGGCCACAGAGAGGAAGGAGCAUGAGUCCUGUGUGCAGACAGGGCCUGAGACGGUGCAGAGCGAGCAGGCUGUUGAGCUGGCGGGGACUGCACCUGAGAAGGAGCAGGGGAAGGAGGAACAUGGGAGUGGAGCUGCAGACGCAAAUCAGGCAGAAGGCCACGAAUCCAACUUCAUCGCUCGGUUGGCCUCGCAGAAGCACACCAGGAAAAACACACAGAGUUUUAAGAGAAAGCCUGGCCAGGCUGACAACGAACGCACCAUGGGGGAUCACAGUGAGCGGGUACAUAAGCGGCUGAAGACCGUGGAGUCCAGCAGCCGCACUGAGCAGGGCCCAGCACAACCUGAGACACAGGUGGAAGAUGCGGAGGUGUUUGAGCACAUUAAACAAGGCAGCGAGCCUUAUGAUGCUCAGACCUAUGAUGUUGCCAGUGAGGAACAAAAGCAACUUGCAGGCGACUCCCAGAAGGAUCAAGAAGAAGAGACGGAGGAGAUGCUUAUGGACACAGAAGAGCAAGAGGAUCUGAGAACAGUGAACACAGAGCAGCUAAAGCCAGAGGAGGUGAAGUCGUCAGUGACCUCUGGACACUCUGGAUCUGAUGAGCUGGAGAUAGAGACCCAAACUGUUAAAACAGAAGAAGACGAAGAACCCAAGACAGAUAGAUCUGAUAAGGCAGCAGAGGGUGAAAAACCAGAGAGAAGCCAGGAUUCCACCAUUCAUACAGCCUAUCAGCUCUUCGUGGAUACUAUUUUCCAGCCCUUUUUAAAAGAUGUCAGUGAGCUGAGACAGGAGCUGGAGAGGCAACUGGAAAUGUGGCAGUCAGAUGUAUCAGGAAGCCCAGAAGAAGAGAAGGCUGCUGCUGAGAUGUGGCAGCGUUACCUGCUCAUAACUUCACCCCUGUCACAACAGUUGUGUGAGCAGCUUCGCCUCAUAUUAGAGCCCAGCCAGGCAGCCAAACUGAGAGGAGACUAUCGCACUGGGAAGCGGCUGAAUAUGCGGAAGGUCAUCCCGUACAUUGCCAGUCAGUUUCGCAAAGACAAGAUAUGGCUUAGGCGGACCAAGCCCAGUAAACGCCAGUAUCAGAUCUGCUUGGCUAUUGAUGACUCUUCAAGCAUGGUAGACAACCACACCAAACAGCUUGCAUUUGAGUCUUUGGCAGUAAUUGGAAGUGCUCUAGCACUCCUGGAAGUAGGUCAAAUUGCUGUGUGCAGUUUUGGAGAGUCUGUAAAACUCCUACAUCCCUUUCAUGAACAGUUCAGUGAUUCCUCAGGGUCCCGGAUUCUGAGACUCUGCAAAUUUCAACAAAAGAAAACUAAGAUUGCUCAGUUUUUAGAGUCUGUGGCCAGUAUAUUUGCAGCUGCUCGACAACUCUCACAAAAUGUCAACCCAGAAACUGCCCAACUCCUCCUGGUGGUCUCGGAUGGACGUGGCCUUUUCCUGGAAGGCAAAGAUCGAGUCCUGGCGGCAGUUCAGGCUGCUCUGAGUGCUAACAUCUUUGUUAUUUUUGUUGUUUUGGACAAUCCCAAUUCCCGGGACUCGAUCUUGGAUAUUAAAGUGCCUAUAUUUAAAGGACCUGGAGAAAUACCUGAAAUUCGAUCCUACAUGGAAGAGUUCCCAUUCCCUUUCUACAUAAUUCUUCGUGAUGUAAAUGCACUUCCUGAGACACUCAGCGAUGCUCUCAGACAGUGGUUUGAACUGGUGACAGCCUCAGACCACUCAUAACCAAAGACUUGACAUUUCUUUUCAUAUCUGUUCCACUUAGUCGACUUUCCAGAUUCACAAAUCUGAAAUAAUUUGAUCUGAUCUCCAGUCACUAUUCUAAAACAUCCUUGG